GGGAAACUCACCUUGACUCUGCCUUAGUUCUGUGGCGGCAUCCGGGUGUUGCUCCACUGUCUCAUCUUGCGUCUCUAUUACUUGCAGCGGCCCGUCACCUUCAUAGAGGAGGGGUGCGCUCAUGCACCGCGUCAUUCCCACCUUGUUGAGUGUGUGCUUGAGCUCUAAUAGCAUUGAAAGGGUCCGCUUGCCUUCUUGUGCGGAGGAUUAUCCGUUGUCAUCAGCGAGGACAGUACACUAUGUUUGACGAGAACUUCACCUUCGACACACCAAGGUCGCCGUCCCUGGACUCCAGUAACUCUCCGUCCACGCGGGCUCCGUCUCGAUCAGUAUCACCCUGCUCGCCAACGACACCCUUCCCAGCUCCAAGCUUCUCAGUAACCGAUCUCGCGGCGCAAUUUGGAAACUCUCGGAUCGAGCGAAGGGCACAGAUAUGCUACGACUCGUGCGCUGCAUAUGCGGCGUGCGAUGACGAUGCUGGGUGGUACGUCGGACCGUCUAUUGAUGACGACAACCUGGACAAGGCUCCGACUUCAUACUCAAGGCGCGAUUCAUUACGCCCAGCAAGACCGCACUCUCCGACACAACGCUCACGGCGACAAUGCAAUGCUCGACUACUGUGCUCAGCGUCACAUCACCGCGAUAUCGCUGCGCUCGUUGCGCGCAUGGUCGAUUCGGGAGAGCAAUGCUCAGUGUCCGCGUCGAGCAACGUAGCUAUGGAUGCGGAAGACGAAGGGUACGACAGCAGCAGUCAAAGUUUGACGCCUGCGCAGUCGCGCCGGUCAAGCCUCGCGAUAACGGGCAAGAAGCAAGACGGCAGACGGCUUUCUAGGGACACAAAGAGCGCAGGCGCCUGCGUCAGCAAGACCGCACGUCUUCGGCGGGACAGGAACUCGCUUUCGCGGCAAAAGAGUGCGUGACGGAGUCAGAUGAUGUAUAGAUAAGAAAGAUGAUACCCACGAAAGGCGGAGGCCUAGACGGUCAUGGCCAUUGUCAUUGUAUAGCGAGGCGCUUUGGCAUUUGAGCUGGUGGUGGUAUCCGCGAGCAAGGCCGAGAAGUCCUUGGUCUGCGUUGCGUAAAGCUGUUCAGUGGCAACUACGAAACUUCGCCCUCACCGCAUCGAAGCAGUGAGUCGCUGCACUGUCAAGCGUACAUAGUCUGAGAGCUAUGACCGCACAUUUGGAACAUGGGACAAGUACGACAACUUCGGUUAAUCGUGAAGACGUGCUAUUACUAUUGCAUUAAAUAUUUAUGUUCCAGUCUCGCUAUGCACUUUCCAUGCAACCUCAAGCACCUUUUGCGCGUAACCCUAGCGCCGCCCGCUAAUGUAUCGUAAGGUAUCGUCUCACCAAAGAUAUCGUUAAAGGAUCGUCAGAACCG
Molecule: messenger RNA, 1380 nt
Organism: Baudoinia panamericana UAMH 10762
Lineage: Eukaryota; Fungi; Ascomycota; Dothideomycetes; Mycosphaerellales; Teratosphaeriaceae
Exons: 1
Coding region: 240-920 (226 amino acids)
Source: RefSeq, a predicted model, not a curated record